AUGUCCUACUACGUGUGCUAUUUUACUCAUAAUUUGCGCCCAGAUUUACGCAUGCGCGCACCUAAUAUCGUGAUACUGGAGGGGGCAUCCGAGGAAUCUUCAGAAAUUCAUAUUCGUCCAAAGCGUGUGAUUGAUCUGACAAAUGUUGGGCGUUGGCCAGUGCAUAUCUUAAGCGCUAGCUACAUUGUCAAUAUUCUAAAAGAUAAUAUUUCUGCGUGCUCAGGUAGUAUACUGUCGGCCAGAUUUGUCCUCACUGUUUGUCAAUGUGUUUAUCCAUUACCCUUGGAGAGGUACUCCAUUUUAUCUGGUUCGGAGAUGAGUACAGAGGGAACUAAUCACGCUAUGAAGAAAUUAAUAUACGUCGAACCUAAUCCAAAACUAGUUUUGGUUGAAGUUUCUCCACAAAUUGACAUUCACGGCGGACCUAAUAAGCCCAUUCAUUUUUUUUCUGGAGUUGUACCUGAUCUAGCUUAUGGUACUUUUAGUGGCUGGGGAUGCGUACUGCCAGAAAAAUUAGAAUACGAAUCUCUAUUUCCUAGUCAGUUAAUGCAAACUCGACUGCCGAUAAUUUCACUGGAGGAGUGUAUUCGUAUUUAUGAGGGGCGCGUUACAAUUACAGAUAAACAGAUUUGUACUCUUGAUACAAGUAAAAGAAGAGGCACUUGCAAUGGCGAUUUAGGAGGACCGCUAGUGAUUCGAUUUCCUUCACUGCAGGCUCCUCUAUUGCUUGGAAUUAUGUAUCAAACAGGAAGAAAGUUUGGCACAGAUCCAGAUAUUUUUAUUAAUCUUAAUCAUGAUGAGCUUAAUGAAUGGAUCAUUGAUGAAAUUCGAAACAAUUAA
Belonocnema kinseyi is the source of this 840-nucleotide messenger RNA. Its product is annotated as trypsin-like. The record is from RefSeq and is a predicted model, not a curated record. The transcript is spliced from 4 exons. Gene Ontology annotation, molecular function: serine-type endopeptidase activity. NCBI's taxonomy places the organism in Eukaryota, Metazoa, Arthropoda, Insecta, Hymenoptera, Cynipidae. Bases 1 to 840 code for a protein of 279 amino acids. Gene Ontology annotation, biological process: proteolysis.